ACAACAAGAAAAUAUGCAGUCAUCACUAAGAUAUAUCCUCACACUACUCGUUUUGAGCGUGAAUAUUUUUUGUGGGCUCCCUUGUCCACCUGGCAAAAAGACGGACGAUCCUCAAGGCCGUUGCUGUGUUUUUCCUUUUGAGUAUGGAGGAGUAACUUACCAAUCUUGUACCAACGGAUGGUGUUCAUUUGACGAAGUUUACGUGGGAAACUGGGCUAACUGCGUGAACCCGUGCACAAACAACCCUUGCCAAAAUGGGGGAGACUGCACAGUAACUGGAGAUGAUUCUUACAGCUGUAAAUGUGCCGACGGAUAUUAUGGAGAAUCUUGUGAAAAAGUGAGCCCUUGUAAAUCACAUCCUUGUAAAAAUGGUGGAACAUGCACAAUGACGGGUCUUGAUUCAUUCUCAUGCAAAUGCACUGAUGAUUUUGAAGGAGACACCUGCGAAAAGCGGCUCCCUUGUCUACCUGGCAAAAAGACGGACGAUCCUCAAGGCCGUUGCUGUGUUUUUCCUUUUGAGUAUGGAGGAGUAACUUACCAAUCUUGUACCAACGGAUGGUGUUCAUUUGACAAAGUUUACGUGGGAAAUUGGGCUAACUGCGUGAACCCGUGCACAAACAACCCUUGCCAAAAUGGGGGAGACUGCACAGUAACUGGAGAUGAUUCUUACAGCUGUAAAUGUGCCGACGGAUAUUAUGGAGAAUCUUGUGAAAAAGUGAGCCCAUGUAAAUCACAUCCAUGUAAAAAUGGUGGAACAUGCACAAUGACGGGUCUUGAUUCAUUUUUCUGCAAAUGCACCGAUGACUUUGAAGGAGACACCUGCGAAAAGCGGCUCCCUUGUCUACCUGGCAAAAAGACGGACGAUCCUCAAGGCCGUUGCUGUGUUUUUCCUUUUGAUUAUGGAGGAGUAACUUACCAAUCUUGUACCAACGGAUGGUGUUCAUUUGACGAAGUUUACGUGGGAAAUUGGGCUAACUGCGUGAACCCGUGCACAAACAACCCUUGCCAAAAUGGGGGAGACUGCACAGUAACUGGAGAUGAUUCUUACAGCUGUAAAUGUGCCGACGGAUAUUAUGGAGAAUCUUGUGAAAAAGUGAGCCCUUGUAAAUCACAUCCUUGUAAAAAUGGUGGAACAUGCACAAUGACGGGUCUUGAUUCAUUCUCAUGCAAAUGCACUGAUGACUUUGAAGGAGACACCUGCGAAAAGCGGCUUCCUUGUCCACCUGGCAAAAAGACGGACGAUCCUCAAGGCCGUUGCUGUGUUUUUCCUUUUGAGUAUGGAGGAGUAACUUACCAAUCUUGUACCAACGGAUGGUGUUCAUUUGACGAAGUUUACGUGGGAAAUUGGGCUAACUGCGUGAACCCGUGCACAAACAACCCUUGCCAAAAUGGGGGAGACUGCACAGUAACUGGAGAUGAUUCUUACAGCUGUAAAUGUGCCGACGGAUAUUAUGGAGAAUCUUGUGAAAAAGUGAGCCCAUGUAAAUCACAUCCUUGUAAAAAUGGUGGAACAUGCACAAUGACGGGUCUUGAUUCAUUCUCAUGCAAAUGCACUGAUGACUUUGAAGGAGACACCUGCGAAAAGCGGCUCCCUUGUCUACCUGGCAAAAAGACGGACGAUCCUCAAGGCCGUUGCUGUGUUUUUCCUUUUGAGUAUGGAGGAGUAACUUACCAAUCUUGUACCAACGGAUGGUGUUCAUUUGACGAAGUUUACGUGGGAAAUUGGGCUAACUGCGUGAACCCGUGCACAAACAACCCUUGCCAAAAUGGGGGAGACUGCACAGUAACUGGAGAUGAUUCUUACAGCUGUAAAUGUGCCGACGGAUAUUAUGGAGAAUCUUGUGAAAAAGUGAGCCCCUGUAAAUCACAUCCAUGUAAAAAUGGUGGAACAUGCACAAUGACGGGUCUUGAUUCAUUCUUCUGCAAAUGCACCGAUGACUUUGAAGGAGACACCUGCGAAAAGCGGCUCCCUUGUCCACCUGGCAAAAAGACGGACGAUCCUCAAGGCCGUUGCUGUGUUUUUCCUUUUGAGUAUGGAGGAGUAACUUACCAAUCUUGUACCAACGGAUGGUGUUCAUUUGACGAAGUUUACGUGGGAAAUUGGGCUAACUGCGUGAACCCGUGCACAAACAACCCUUGCCAAAAUGGGGGAGACUGUAAAGUAACUGGAGAUGACUCUUACAGCUGUAAAUGUGCCGACGGAUAUUAUGGAGAAACUUGUGAAAAAGUGAGUCCAUGUAAAUCACAUCCAUGCAAAAAUGGUGGAACAUGCACAAUGACGGGUCUUGAUUCAUUCUCAUGUAAAUGCACCGAUGACUUUGAAGGAGACACCUGCGAAAAGCGGCUCCCUUGUCUACCUGGCAAAAAGACGGACGAUCCUCAAGGCCGUUGCUGUGUUUUUCCUUUUGAGUAUGGAGGAGUAACUUACCAAUCUUGUACCAACGGAUGGUGUUCAUUUGACGAAGUUUACGUGGGAAAUUGGGCUAACUGCGUGAACCCGUGCACAAACAACCCUUGCCAAAAUGGGGGAGACUGCACAGUAACUGGAGAUGAUUCUUACAGCUGUAAAUGUGCCGACGGAUAUUAUGGAGAAUCUUGUGAAAAAGUGAGCCCCUGUAAAUCACAUCCUUGUAAAAAUGGUGGAACAUGCACAAUGACGGGUCUUGAUUCAUUCUUCUGCAAAUGUACUGAUGACUUUGAAGGAGACACCUGCGAAAAGCGGCUCCCUUGUCCGCCUGGCAAAAAGACGGACGAUCCUCAAGGCCGUUGCUGUGUUUUUCCUUUUGAGUAUGGAGGAGUAACUUACCAAUCUUGUACCAACGGAUGGUGUUCAUUUGACGAAGUUUACGUGGGAAAUUGGGCUAACUGCGUGAACCCGUGCACAAACAACCCUUGCCAAAAUGGGGGAGACUGCACAGUAACUGGAGAUGAUUCUUACAGCUGUAAAUGUGCCGACGGAUAUUAUGGAGAAUCUUGUGAAAAAGUGAGCCCCUGUAAAUCACAUCCCUGUAAAAAUGGUGGAACAUGCACAAUGACGGGUCUUGAUUCAUUCUCAUGCAAAUGCACUGAUGACUUUGAAGGAGACACCUGCGAAAAGCGGCUUCCUUGUCCACCUGGCAAAAAGACGGACGAUUCUCAAGGCCGUUGCUGUGUUUUUCCUUUCGAGUAUGGAGGAGUAACUUACCAAUCUUGUACCAACGGAUGGUGUUCAUUUGACGAAGUUUAUGUGGGAAAUUGGGCUAACUGCGUGAACCCGUGCACAAAGAGCCCUUGCCAAAAUGGGGGAGACUGUACAGUAACUGGAGAUGAUUCUUACAGCUGUAAAUGUGCCGACGGAUAUUAUGGAGAAACUUGUGAAAAAGUGAGCCCCUGUAAAUCACAUCCAUGUAAAAAUGGUGGAACAUGCACAAUGACGGGUCUUGAUUCAUUCUCAUGCAAAUGCACUGAUGACUUUGAAGGAGACACCUGCGAAAAGCGGCUUCCUUGUACACCUGGUAAAAAGACAGACGAUUCUCAAGGCCGUUGCUGUGUUUUUCCUUUCGAGUAUGGAGGAAUAACUUACCAAUCUUGUACCAAGGUAGCUCAUCACAGAUUGUGGUGUUCAUUUGACAAAGUUUACAAAGGACAAUGGGCUUACUGCGUUGAUGAAUGUGAGUCAUCUCCUUGUAAGAAUGGAGCCAGUUGUAAGAUUACUCAAGAUGGUUACAGUUGUCAGCCAUGUCCUGCAGGAUGGGAUGGGAAAAACUGUGAUGAAGUCGCGUGGAAAUCUGAAGGAUGUUUCAAAGAGCACAAGAGGAAAGCGAAAAUGGUUCUCGGACGUAAAAUCGCCACCGUCCAUGGAAAGAAACUAAGCAUUCAGGACGUAUUUGAGAAGUGCAAAAUUGCAGCGGAAAAGAAAGGUUUCAAGAUUUUUGGUAUUCGAAACAGGAACAGGUGUUUCACAACAAGUGAUGGAAAAGUGCAGGAGUUUAAAAAGUAUGGAGUAUCAUCCAAAUGCAAGAUAGAUGACAACGGUCUUGGUGUUGGAAUGAAACUCGCCAACUUUGUCUACACCAGGCUGUAAAGAUAGGCUCCAUGCAGAAAUGCAGCUAUGCACAAAAUGGAUUGGAUGGAAUUAGUAGUUCUACCGGAGUAAAUUGAAAAUCUUGUUGGGUUAAGGGUUAUAAUUCAUUAAAGGGUUAAUCUGAACUAAAUAAAAAACGCGGCACAAAUGGGAA
Pocillopora verrucosa is the source of this 4217-nucleotide messenger RNA. NCBI's taxonomy places the organism in Eukaryota, Metazoa, Cnidaria, Anthozoa, Scleractinia, Pocilloporidae. The record is from RefSeq and is a predicted model, not a curated record.